Messenger RNA from Ctenocephalides felis (cat flea), 808 nucleotides. RefSeq names its product tissue inhibitor of metalloproteinase-like. Lineage: Eukaryota; Metazoa; Arthropoda; Insecta; Siphonaptera; Pulicidae. Gene Ontology annotation, cellular component: extracellular matrix. Bases 1 to 639 code for a protein of 212 amino acids. Gene Ontology annotation, biological process: negative regulation of endopeptidase activity; negative regulation of membrane protein ectodomain proteolysis. The transcript has 4 exons. Gene Ontology annotation, molecular function: protease binding; metalloendopeptidase inhibitor activity. The record is from RefSeq and is a predicted model, not a curated record.
AUGGGCCGAUGGAGCCGAUGUCUGUCAGCCCUGAUUCUGGUUUUGGCGCUCGGGCCCUACAGUUCGGAUGCGUGCUCCUGUAUGCCGAUGCAUCCUCAGGAACAAUUCUGCAAAGCCGACUACGUGAUCGUGGCGCGGGUUAUGAAAAGGCAUUUCACCCAUAGCAAUGAUCAAGUAGUUUACAAGCUCCAAAUACUGCAAGAAUACAAGAUGUCGGAGAAAGCUCCGCACUAUUUGAAGUCCGGCCGAUUGGUGAGCUCCAGCUCGGACAGUAUGUGCGGUGUCCAGCUGCAGGUUGGCGAAACUUACGUGAUUAUGGGAAGGAACCGAUCACUUCUGUCGUUGUGCGACUUCUAUAGGCCUUAUAGAAGUCUCACGACCGUCAUGAAGCGAGGCAUUCUAGGGAUGUACGCGAAGGGCUGCCAAUGUCCGAUCAAGACCCUGAUGCGCGCAACGAACGAGAGCAACCGCCUCGCCUUCGAUUCGUGCAAGUGGAACUUCCUGAGCGGCAACUGCGAGGGCGACUAUGGCAUCUGCAUUCGGCGCGAGGACCAAAUCUCGGGACGGGUCACCUGCCACUGGCGACGAAAUUCCUUCUAUAAAAAGUGCAAGGCUCUUCAGAGCUAUCCAGAUCCGUGAACUACGUCUAUCGAACGAUAAAUGAUCAACUGGUAAUUAUAAAUACUUCUUCAUCGUGGGCAAGCAAAAUAUAUUAUUGAAAAUCGAACCGGGGCUCAGUUGGAAGGUCUUUAGUUAAAGAGCCUUUAUCGCAACAAAAUUAUUGGCGUAUGUCGGUGGAUUAAAAUAA